AUGCAGAACAACAUCCUCUCGGUCCCCUUCCGCAAGGGCGCCCAUCUGUCGCUGUCGACGGCCGUGCGGCAGUACAUCUCGACCAAGUAUGAUCAGCACCCAGACAUGUUCCGGCAGGAUCUCGAGGUCAUCGAGUCCCUGCGCCGCGAUGCCGUCAACGUGCGCGAGUCGCACUCGAGCGGCGUCAAGAAGCUGCAGGCCUACGCCGCCCAGCUGGUCUGGAUGGCCGGCAAGUUCCCCAUAGACAUUGGCGCCGACUUCACUUGGUACCCUUCGCUGGGCUAUAACACAGAACGGCCGAUAGUACACAACAACCUCCAGUACGAACUUGCCAAUAUCCUCUACAACCUUGGCGCCUUGUACUCGCAGCUCGCCGUCACCUGCAAUCGAUCCGAUACCGAGGGUUUGAAAACGGCUGCAAGCUACUUCAACCAGUCAGCAGGCGUGUUGAAGCAUGUCAAAGAACAGAUCAUACCGGAACUCCGUACCACGCCGCCCGAAGACAUGGAUGAGCACACCCUCGAAUCGCUGCUGCAGCUCCAGCUCGCCCAGAGCCAGGAGUGUUACUGGCAGAAGGCCGUUAUGGACGGCUACAAGGACGCAUCGAUAGCCAAGCUUGCUGCGCGGGUCAGUGACCUGUACAAUACAGCUGGCGAAGCUGCCAUGCGAUCCGAGGCCAUAAGCAGCAGCUGGAUACACCACAUGAGCGCCAAACACCACCACUUCGCCGCCGCCGCGCAGUACCGGGCUGCGUGCGACUGUCUAGAAAAGCGCAAGUAUGGCGAAGAAGUUGCCAGACUACAAGAUGCCGUUGCCUGCGUGAACGAGGGCUUAAAGGAGAGUAGAGGAGGCUACCUGAACAAAAUUGUGGUUGACGAUCUCAACGGAUUAAAGAGGCGUGUGGAAGAAGAUCUGAAGAGGGCCGAGAAAGACAACGACCUGAUUUACCUGAACGUUGUUCCCCCUAAAUCUGAACUGAAGAUACUUGACCGGGCGAACAUGGCAAUAGCCAAGGUUCCUCCUCCGGUAUCAGCCCCCCUCGACCACUUGGGUGACAAGGAGGAGUUUGGUCCAGCUCUAUUCACGAAGCUUGUGCCCUACUCGGUACACAUUGCUGUGUCUAUCUACGAGGAGCGUCGCGAUCGUCUUAUCAACCAAAAUAUCAUCGCAGAGCUUGAGGUUUUGAAUGAAAGAAUCCAUGAGAUCAUGUCGUCACUCAACCUCCCGGGUUCUAUUCAGUCAUUUGAGAAGCCCUUGGGGCUACCUGGUACUCUUGUUCAGCAUGCUGAAGAGAUUCGGCAAGCGGACGCAAUCAACAGACUCCAGCGCAGCUUCUCUGAUAUCGAAAAGCUCAGAGCUGCCGACAUUGCCGUUUUUGAGGAGGGCAAGGGUCUUUUACAGGCCGAGGAAGAAGAAGACACGCGACUGCGUCAAAGAUUUGGUACUGAGCGAUGGGCUCGGCCCGAUAGCCGUUCUGAUCCCGUACAAGGUGCCAAAUUGUGGAACCAGGUCGGCGAAGCGGCAGGCUGGUUCAGCAACAGUGGAAGUAGCGAUGCUCUUGUUCGUGAAAAGUUCUAUGCUGUUGAGCCUCUUCUAGCCGUGCUCGCUGGCCCGGACAGGGGCAUGAUGGACUUUGUACCAUCGUCGCGACGCACGGAGAUCCCAGAAACUCUGAAACCCGCCAUUGGCCGCCUGAGAAGCGUCUACAACGACGUCACACGCCUUGAGAGCCGGCGACGUCGAAAAGCCGAAGCGCUGCGGGAGAAAGCCAAGAGCGAUGACAUCAAGUCGGAUAUCUUGGGUGAGGCUGCGCGACUUGAGCGUAGUCAGGCAGUCGCUACUGCCAUCGUCCCCGCACAUUUUGAGGAUUUCUUCGAGAAGCGACUAGACUCACUCUACGAGCCGGACAUGGAGUUAGUUCAAAAAGAAGGUGCAGAGCAGGAGAAGCUGAUAAACGACUUGAUCCGGGUGAAUCGCGAAUUUGAGAGUCAAAAGAAGGUGGUCGGCGACAGAGGCAACCGCGAGCGCGAGCAGGCAUUGCAGAAGCUGGAGAAUGCAUACUACAAGUACAAGGAGCUCAUCAGCAACGUCGAGGUUGGUAGAAAAUUUUACAACGACCUCAGUCGCAUCGUUGGGGGCUUCAGAGACGGAGCCAGGAGCUGGGUCACGGAACGUAGGCGUGAAGCCCGGAUGUUGGAGGACGAGCUGUCUAUGCCGCCGCUGCAUAACCUGAGCCUGGACCAAGGUGCCCAGAACUACGGCCAGAUACCAGGCCAAGCUCCGCAACAGCCGCCACAGGGUUAUUUUAGCCCUCGGCAACAACCACAACAGCCGGCCAGACAGCCCGUCCAAAGCCCGGCGGAGGCACAUAUCCAGAGCUGGGCACCGCCCGCCGAGACGGUCGCCCCUCAGCCACAGCAACCCAGGGCGAACCCCAUGCAAGCAAUGUGGAACCCAGACGCGGGCAUCAAGUUCGCCGGCUCACCGACGCCAGCCUCGUCCACUGCCAAUAAUCCCGCAGCCGGGGGAACAUGGGACCCUACGAAGGGUAUUCGGUUUGGUUAG
This is a messenger RNA of Neoarthrinium moseri, 2565 nucleotides long. RefSeq lists its product as uncharacterized. NCBI's taxonomy places the organism in Eukaryota, Fungi, Ascomycota, Sordariomycetes, Amphisphaeriales, Apiosporaceae. The transcript has 2 exons. Gene Ontology annotation, cellular component: endosome. The coding region runs from base 1 to 2565 and encodes 854 amino acids. Gene Ontology annotation, molecular function: protein binding. The record is from RefSeq and is a predicted model, not a curated record.